Amblyraja radiata (thorny skate) is the source of this 2043-nucleotide messenger RNA. It is a transcript of the gene bbox1, whose product is annotated as butyrobetaine (gamma), 2-oxoglutarate dioxygenase (gamma-butyrobetaine hydroxylase) 1. Gene Ontology annotation, cellular component: mitochondrion. The transcript is spliced from 8 exons. Gene Ontology annotation, molecular function: gamma-butyrobetaine dioxygenase activity; iron ion binding. Gene Ontology annotation, biological process: carnitine biosynthetic process. Bases 77 to 1642 code for a protein of 521 amino acids. Lineage: Eukaryota; Metazoa; Chordata; Chondrichthyes; Rajiformes; Rajidae. The record is from RefSeq and is a predicted model, not a curated record.
ACAUGCUAUCUCUUUACGCUCAAAAAGAGCUGUGGCUUUGACUUUCUCCCCUCCUCUUGUUAUUUUUAUUCAACCCAUGACAAUCGCUGACGAUCUCAUUGGCACAGUAUUUUUAAUCGACCUGCAUACGCCCGUAGAUGUUUGUGGACUGCACUAUAUGAACUUUGGACUGCACAGGGUGUGUUCGGCACAGACUGGGAGAGGGAGAGAGCUCCCGGCAGCAGAGGCUUUACUGAAUUUGAAGUGGACUGAGAAUCUUGAUUCAACCAGAGUGAAGACUCGAAGUCAAAGGCAUUUCCAAUUGCGGCAAUAUUGCAAAAUGUGGCGUUCAGCUGCUAAAUAUUUUCUCAAUAACAGAAUAUUUCGAAAUGGAAUGCAAAAAUUAUUGACUGCACAGAACACUCUGAUUCAUCCUGUACAAAAUGUUCUCUAUCAAAGCCGCACGCUACACAGCCAGACAACUUUUAAAUUCAAUUUUCCUGCUUCAGCUAUCCAAAAAGUAGAGACCUCAGAUAAACAUCGAUGGUUCGUCAUUCACUGGGAGGAUGGAAAUCAUAGUGUGUAUCCUUAUGCAUGGUUACGGGAUAACUGCCAAUGUCCCCAAUGCUUCCUGUCUUCAGCUAAAGCUAGAAAGUUUGCCAUAAAAGAUUUGGAUGUGAACAUUUCUCCGGAGAAAAUCAUCCUGACUGAUUCAAAGAUUUCAGUGGCAUGGCCUGAUCAGCACAUCAGUGAGUUUGAUGCAAAUUGGCUGAGAACAAGAUGUUUUCACCAAUCAACAAGAGAAGAGAAACAAAACCAAUAUUUCAUGAGGGAUCAACUGCAUUGGGGUUCGGAGUUCCAAAUCCCCACCGCUAACUUUGAAGAAGUGUUGACCUGUGAUGAAGUUGCCUACAAAUGGCUGUGCAAUCUGCGCAGAGUAGGAUUUGUGCAACUGAAACAUGCUCCCGCGGAGAAAGGACAAGUGGCGAAAUUGGGAAAGAGGAUCGGCUACGUGAGACUGACCUUCUACGGGCAUACCUGGCAAGUGGAGGAUAAACCCGAUGCUAACAACGUAGCCUACACAUCUGGGGAACUGAAUCUGCACACUGAUUACCCUGCGCUGCACCAUCCCCCUGGGAUUCAGUUCCUUCACUGCAUAAAACAGACAGACGUUGGAGGUGAAACAACAAUGGUCGAUGGAUUCCACGUUGCCAAUCAGCUUCGCCGACUGAACCCUGAGGCUUUCCGAGUCCUCUCCUCCGUUUUGGUUGACUUUACAGACACGGGGAAGGAUUAUUGCGAUUUCUCUCUUCAGUCUAAGAAUAAAAUUAUUGACUUGGACCACAAUGGGAAUGUUAUUCAGAUUAAUUAUAACAAUGCAACUCGGGACUCUGUCCUCGAUCUGCCCGCAGAGCAGGUCCACCCAUUCCUGUCUGCUCUCAAAGACUUUGUGCUCCUCAUGUACAAGCCAGAAAACCUGGUCACCUUCAAAAUGGAGCCAGGGGAUGUUCUCACCUUUGAUAACUGGAGAAUCCUGCACGGCCGUCUAAGCUACCACUCUGACGGCGGUUACGAGCGGCACCUGGAAGGAGCGUACGCAGACUGGGAUGAAGUCAUGUCACGGGCCCGUUGCCUGAAGCACGCGCUGUAUGGCGACAAAUAACUACUUGGUUUGAAGAAUGUAAUGAGUCAACAAUAGAACAAUGAUUUUUAGCAUCGCUGAUGGUUUUCUACAACUUUGACACCACUUCUUCUUCAUAUGGGGAAAGUGCUCACACCGACCGACUUGAAGAAAAGUUAGAACAAUCUUAGGAUUUUACAUAAAUGAAGCGUUUUUCAUAUAGGAAGCUAUUUUGGACAUGGUGUAACUAAAGUGCAAUAUCAAUGAAAAUAUUUAUUCGCUGGGAAAAUUCUGCAUGCGCAUUGACAAUACUUAAAAAAUGUAACCAAAAAUUGGCUGAGGAAUUGUCAAGGCCUGGAGUGAUUUACAAAGAGCAAAACCAAUCAACUGUAGCAAAUAAAAGAUACAGAGUCCUACUGAAAAAUAGCUCCGUUGCAAACUGA